Messenger RNA from Branchiostoma floridae (Florida lancelet), 1002 nucleotides. RefSeq names its product ficolin-2-like. The record is from RefSeq and is a predicted model, not a curated record. The transcript is spliced from 6 exons. NCBI's taxonomy places the organism in Eukaryota, Metazoa, Chordata, Leptocardii, Amphioxiformes, Branchiostomatidae. The coding region runs from base 7 to 1002 and encodes 331 amino acids.
ACUGCCAUGGCUCUCUUUCCAAUCGUGCUUUUCGCACUCCUGCGCUACUCGGCCGCAAAUGUGCCAACGGAUCUGAGCUCGAGUGAAAUCGAUGCGGGUGUUUCCACCGGUUCUUGCCAGGCGCUUGAAUACUUGGUUGUGCUCACCGGCCACCUGCAGAUUGAUAUUGAAGAACUGAGGAACAGAACUGACGCCCAAUUCACGGUAUCGAUAGUUGCUUUAGAGACUACUGUGCAACAACUACACGCAACAGUGGAAGACCAGAUCAUCAUCAUCCAGCAACAAGGAACUGCAAUACAACAGAUGCAGACCCUAUUGGGCCAAAUGUCAGGCAAGCUGAACGGUCCCCGUGACUGUAUGGAACUGUUAACGACUGGACACGACACCAGCGGGGUGUACACCAUCUACCCUGAUGGAGGAGGGAAAAGUCCUGUUCACGUCUACUGUGACAUGGACACUGACGGGGGUGGGUGGACGCUAUUCCAAAAGCGCCAAGAUGGUUCAGUCAACUUCUAUCGAGACUGGGAGGACUACAAGACAGGGUUUGGUGACUUGAGGGGAGAGUUCUGGCUAGGUAACGACCACCUGCACCGGCUGACGGCCCAGGAUGUGUACGAACUGAGGGUGGAUCUGGAGGACUUUGAGGGUAACACGGCCUACGCCAAGUACAACAUCUUCAGGGUGGAGGAUGAGGUGCACAAGUACAGGCUCACUGUGGACGGGUACUCGGGCACUGCAGGUGACGCCAUGACCGACCCAGCCCGUCCUCACAACGGCAUGUACUUCUCUACACGGGACAGAGACAACGACAUCCACGGCACUGAUCACUGUGCAGAAACAUUCAAAGGCGCAUGGUGGCAUGAGAGGUGCCAUCGUGCCAACCUGAACGGGCUGUACCUUAGCGGGCCUCACCAGUCCUUUGCAGACGGUGUCAACUGGUAUCCAUGGAAGGGUUAUGAUUAUUCCCUAAAAACUACUGAAAUGAAGAUAAGGCCGAACUAG